AUGGAUUUCAUAUUGACUAUUCAAGCUGCUUAUGCUGGGAUGAAUCAUGCCAUCAAGCUUAUUUAUGGCGAUCUAGAUAAGUCUUUUCAAUUGAUCCGCUCUUAUCUUCAUAUGGUGCAGCAUUGCAAUCCGGACUCGAUUAUUGAUUUGGAGACUGAUGGAGAUGAUGUGUUUAAUUAUUGUUUUAUGGCUCUUGGUGGAUGUAUUCGUGGUCUUUUAUUAUCUGGUCGUCAUGUUGUUGUUGUUGAUGCUACCCAUUUGAAAGGAAAGUAUAAGGGUGUGAUGUUUGUUGCUGUGACUAAGGAUGGAAAUGAACAUAUUUUCCUUAGCUAUCAGCAUAUCAGCUUAAAGAACGUUGUUGAAGCCGUGUUUCCUGGAGUUCCUCAUGGUCUUUGCACGUAUCAUUUGCAGAAGAACCUUGUAAGAUACGGUGCAAAUGCUGUAGCUAUGUUUCAGAGGGCUGCAAAUAGCUAUAAGAGGGAACAAUAUGAUUUGCAUUCUGGGCAAUUGACCUUGCUUCGGGACAAAGGUGCAUAUAGGAAGUUGAUGGAUCUUCAGCCUUCUAGAUGGGCACGUAGUCAUUGUGGAGUUCAUAGAUAUAAAUUCAUGAUGUCUAAUUGUACCGAGGUAUUCAAUGGUAGACUUCGAUGGGGUAGGAGAUUGCCCGUAUGCACCUUGUUAGAGUUUGUGAGAACAUUGAUAUCUCAUUGGUUUGCCGAGAUGCGUAGCAAGGCUUUGGCAAGAACUUAUCCACUUACAGAGUAUGCUGCUCUAAAAUUGGAUAUCUCGAUUGAGGAAAGUCGGAUAAUGGAGGUUAAUGCAAUUAAUGCAUUCAAAUCACAGCUUCUUCUAGUGAUCGAAACUAUGUUGUUGAUCUUUGUGCUAGAAGUUGUUCUUAUCAUGAGUUUGAUCUUGACUUGA
Salvia miltiorrhiza (redroot sage) is the source of this 921-nucleotide messenger RNA. RefSeq lists its product as uncharacterized. Lineage: Eukaryota; Viridiplantae; Streptophyta; Magnoliopsida; Lamiales; Lamiaceae. The transcript has 2 exons. The record is from RefSeq and is a predicted model, not a curated record. The coding region runs from base 1 to 921 and encodes 306 amino acids.